UCCUAGUCCACGUCCUAUUUGCUAGUAGCGUUACGGCCCGCAUUCGCAUUUCAUCUCUCUAUCAGUAGUAUCUCCUUUGUCCAUUCUCUCGUGACUGGAAAUGGAAGACUCAAUUCGGAGACCACAAGCCCUGGCCUCCAAGUCUCCGCGAAGACGUGCAUCAUCAAGUCCAGAACCCGACCGCAGUAACCCAAAAAAGCAGAAACGCAUAGCGUGCAGAGAGUGCCGGCAAGCCAAGCUGAAAUGUGAUAAGUCAUCAAACACAGCUGAACCUUGUGCUCGAUGUCGGAAACUAUCCUUGGAAUGUCGAGUUGAGACAGAAUACAAGAGAUACAACAAGAAAAUCAGAAUCAACGAUCUCGCAGAGGAAAUUGAACGAUUACGUUCAUCGGUCACUGGAUCAGGAGCAUCAACAGCACAGCCUAUACUGGGGCCUGGACUCUCCUACACUUCUCGCCAGAUAGUAGACCCGCCACAUCUGCAACAGGGGCAAUCACCACAGGAUUCUCCAAUCCAUGUACCAGAAGUCUCCCUAAACACAGCUCCUCCAGGACAGCGACCAUUCUCGCCACCAAGAGACAUCUCACAAGAUAGGCACACGGCAGAUCAGGCAAGAAGUAUUGGUUUUGUCCAGCUUUCCCCCGAACAAAUCAAGGAUCUAUUUCAAAUAUUUUUCGAGCACCAUCAUCAUUUUCUCGACAUUAUUGAUUCUUCCCUUACACCCGAAUCAUGCUAUGCUUCAUCGCCUCUACUUUUCUGGGCUAUCAUCAGUGUAGCAGCUCGACACUAUGAUAAACGACCGAAGCUGCUAUCGUCUCUAAGUCAACAUGUAACGAGUCUAAUCUGGAACACUAUCUCAGUCAUGCCUCAUUCUCGCUACACUAUUCAAGCUAUCUUGCUCAUAUCUUUGUGGCCAUUCCCGACGAAUUCCAUGACUACUGACAUAUCAUUUAUGUUGGUGAACAUGGCGAAAACAGCUUCGAUGCAGCUCGGACUUCACCGUCCAGAGGUUGUCCAAGACUUUCUUCGUGUCAAGACUCGACUGGAUCCAGUGCAGUUUCAAAAAGCUGUCAAACUGUGGGCAGGAUGCUAUAUUGCAUCUCAAUGUGUCUCCGCAAGUAUAGGUCAGCAGUCCGUCUUGCCUUCAGACUGGGUCAUUGAUCAAGCAUGUAUUUUGGAUAAUCAAUAUACGCUGCCUGAUAAUCUUCGCUACCACCUUCUCAUUUGCAAAUUUAUUGCCAAAGCCAACAACGUGAUGGCUGAACGCGAACGAAAAUCCGAUGAGAACGAAGGUCUUAUCCUCGUAGCAAUGCUUGAGGCAGAUUUUGCAGAUCUGGAACGUCAAAUUGGCCACAAAAUUACAUCAAUUCACCAAAUUCUAUUGUUGAUGGCAUCACUACAACUCCGAACGUAUUUUUUCUUCGUCAAGCACAAUCCGGAAGCUCGCAGAGAGGGUAUCUUAAAAGCGUAUUGCACAGCACUUACGUUGAUAAAUAAAUGUGCCAACGCAGAAAGCUCCUGGGGCUUUACGCGAUACGCACCCGACGGAUGGAACCAUAUCUUGUCCAUGGCAGCCAUGUUGAUCAUGAAAAUCAUUCAUUCAAGCUAUGCCAAAUAUAUCGAUGCAGAUGAAGGAGAGCGAGCAUUCAAUUCCGUCAUCUCACUGAUGCAAAGUGCCUCCGUGCAAGAAAACGACGUCCGAUACAGAGUCUGCGUUGUUUUGACACAAUUGUGGGGUGUUCAUCAAUCAAUAUCAGUGAGGAAAGACGAAGAGCCGAGUCUCAGUGUCAAAAGCAGACUCGGAGCUAGCAUACUCCACGAUGCGCUUUGGCAAUGGAGAGAGAAAUUUGGAAGAAGAUCCGACAUGCAUCCAGUCACGAUGGAGUCCAAAGUCUCUGUUGGCGAUGAUCUGAAUGGUGAGCCGAACCAAGAAGAUCAAUCGAAUUCCAUUAGACACUUGCCUCUACCAGACGGAAUACCACCUGAUCUGGGGAAUGAUCCUUUCAAUUUUGGGAUGCCUGACCCCGAUUGGAUUUGGGACGUUGGCUUUCCUGCAUUCCUUCCCGUCGACAUCGAUUCCAACUCUCUUUCGUAUCCUCCCUGGACUGCUACUUAGGCUGGAACUUAGUAGUAACACCAAUAUAAAUCAACUCAGUGAUAUGACGGAAUAGAUUAACCACAACGAUCUCUCCGCUCGUUGCUCAAGCUUCAGUCAUGUGACCCAUACUUCGGCCCGCGAACGGUGCUUGACAUAAACAUUCGCCUAUGACGAUUUCCGGCUUGCCGUAUCUUCCUUCACGAUUCGAAUAUACAGAAAUG
This is a messenger RNA of Mollisia scopiformis, 2319 nucleotides long. RefSeq lists its product as uncharacterized. NCBI's taxonomy places the organism in Eukaryota, Fungi, Ascomycota, Leotiomycetes, Helotiales, Mollisiaceae. Gene Ontology annotation, molecular function: DNA-binding transcription factor activity, RNA polymerase II-specific; transcription cis-regulatory region binding; zinc ion binding. Bases 101 to 2116 code for a protein of 671 amino acids. The transcript has 7 exons. The record is from RefSeq and is a predicted model, not a curated record. Gene Ontology annotation, cellular component: nucleus. Gene Ontology annotation, biological process: regulation of DNA-templated transcription; DNA-templated transcription.